GAAAAGUCUUUGCCGGAGCUGCCGUGACGUGUCGGCUGCAAAAGCAGCGGAGUACUGUUUCGUUUUUUUCUGUCUACGCCAGUACCAAUUUGUGGGUGUUUAUAAUUAACGGAUAAGGCCAUUCAACGACGUGCGCAGCACACACCGUUACACGCACACACCAUCAUCACGGAAAUGGCCACAACCUCCUCUUCGUUUAUGGUCGAGGAGACCGGCGUGUGCGUCCUGCUUGCACUGCGCCACCGCACGAUCGUCGCCUCGAUCGAGGUGAAGCUGCUACCCCCUCCGUCUUCCCCAGAGAAGGUGUCCACUUUUGUGGUGUGGGCGCUCACGGUGCCACGGCACGGGCGCAGCUUCGCGGACGACUUCUACGCCGUCGCGGUGCCGGUGCCACUGGGUUUCGUCUCCUGCACAUCUACCCAGCCGUCGCCGCUGCCGCCGCGAAGGUGUCCCUCGCGCACAGCUGUGCUGUCGCUGGGGAGGUGGGAACUGUCUCGCGACACGCACGUGGCGCUGCUGCUCGCACCGCCGGAGUGCGCCGUCGAUGUCGUGCGUCAAACUCUGACGACGGCACUGCACCCAAAGCGGCGGGCGUUACCGCUGACUGCUGAGGCGGAGCCGCGCGCACUGCCCGUUCUGCCGGCGGCGCACUGGCGGCUGUGCGGCAGCUUCGCAGCGACGCCCGCCGCGGCCGCCGACGAGGCGGAGUGGCAGCCCCUUCUUCACCGGCGCUGGCAUGAGCUGAAGGGCUACGUGCGUCAAGGCACGGCUGUGACGUACUUUCCGAGCUUCCACCACACACGUCGUGCCGAUAAUGUGACGAGCGACAGCGAUGAGGAGGGAGAGGAGGCGCCGCCCAUGUACGCGGGUGAUGUGAGAGAAGCAGAUGCGAUUUCAAUGAACCGGCAGUACGUGCGCUGGGCGGAUGGCGGUGUGGGCCUCUAUGACGAGGUGAAGCCCUUCUACCGCGUCUACCAUCCGGCGCGGCAGGAGAAGACGAUACGUGUGCGUCGCUUUCCGCACCGCUACGCGGACGUAGUCGGUGAGAUUCCUUUUGGGCAGUGUGUCGAGGCAUUUGGCCGGGCAACCGACCCGUUCACGCAGGAGCAGUACGUUCUCCUGUACCUGCCGGCCGCAGAGGCUUUUGCGCCUCACAUCGCCACCUACGAUCUCAUCUUUGUGGAAGAGGGCCGGUAUGUGUGGGGGUGGUCCAAGCUGGCUGGCAGCAGUGGACUCCCGCUGCUGGUGGAGCGGCAGGUCGACGGAGCAACGAGCAAUGGUAGACUUAUGACGGGGGCUUCACCUAUGAACGCAACGACCACCACUGCUAGUAGUAGUGAGUUGCCCACCUCUACCUCACGUACCAAUGCGCAGGAGGCAGGCAGCAAAGCAGCAGUGAUGCCGCUGCCAGAGGGGACCUUCUACACACCUGUACGGGAGGGUCGCGCCGUGCGCAUCCGCAAGCGACCCACGCUGACGGCAGCGACGCUGCGAGAGAUGGAGACGAACGAGGUGCGGGCCGCCGACGCGCUCCUCACCGUUCUCAUUCGCCUCCCCUCCGACCCAGCUGGCCCGGCCACUCCACACGUUUUUGUGCAGUGGCUGCAGGGCGGCUACUCGCUGCUGCGGAAUGCGGUGGAGUGCUUUUUGGUGCCGGUGGUGCUGUCGCGUGUGCCGCGGCGCUUUCCAAUCCGCACGCGUAGCUGCAGCGGCAUUGACGAUGACGAGGCGUCGCAGGAGGUGAUUGACCUGUGCCGGCAGCGCGCACGCAAGCGGGGGCGUCACAUUGACUCUUCUGAGGACGACGACUCGGGAGCGGAGCUAGAGGCGAUGGUGCACAAAGGGAAGCACACCGCUGCAACGGCUGCUGCAUCCGAGGACUCCCUGCUCAGUCCUUACUCGCUUCCGGCAGCGCUGCAGGAGGGCCUGCGGAAAGGCGUUGUGCGACUCGAGGACCUCCCUCCCCUCCGCCACUUCAACGACGACGAGGAUGAGGGCGAGGAAGCAGAAACAGACGACAGUGAUGCUUCUUCCAGCGAGGCGUGA
This is a messenger RNA of Leptomonas pyrrhocoris, 2046 nucleotides long. RefSeq lists its product as hypothetical. NCBI's taxonomy places the organism in Eukaryota, Euglenozoa, Kinetoplastea, Trypanosomatida, Trypanosomatidae. The record is from RefSeq and is a predicted model, not a curated record. The transcript has a single exon. Bases 175 to 2046 code for a protein of 623 amino acids.